Messenger RNA from Fibroporia radiculosa, 3063 nucleotides. RefSeq lists its product as uncharacterized. The transcript has 2 exons. NCBI's taxonomy places the organism in Eukaryota, Fungi, Basidiomycota, Agaricomycetes, Polyporales, Fibroporiaceae. Bases 1 to 3063 code for a protein of 1020 amino acids. The record is from RefSeq and is a predicted model, not a curated record.
AUGGGACGAGACAAAGCGCACAAGCCCGAGGGCGGCAGGAGUUUCUUGUCGCGCAAGUCUGUCAGGAAGGCUGCGGAGCCGGCCAUCGAUGCCCCUCCAUCUGAAAAUCCCUCUUUAACUCCUACAGAAUCGCGAACCAGCAGCGCAAAGGACAGAGACGCACCAGGCGAUGAGCACAGUCAACUUCGCAACUUCUUUACGCUGCCGGCGACAUCUCUUAUUCCCGACCCUCUCGCUGAGCUUCCGCCAUGGUUCCAUACCGAUACCGACGGCUGGGCGGCGGCCAACUCUCCUGGGUCACUCAGGUCUAGAUAUCCCAUGCAUAAUUCCGCUGGUCCACGCUGGUACCGCAAUUACCAUCUACUUCCUCCGCAAGAGAAUUCGCCUCCGUCGCAAUUCUCACCGUCUUUUCCACCCAUGCCCUCCGCCGCAGAACGAUCUCAGGAAUCCACUCGAGUACCUACCAUGAGCAGAACACCUUCUGGAUCUCCGUCUCCAACACCGAAUUCUUCUCAGCUUAAGAUAACGGACCCAGGUGGGCGCGUUCGAACUCGAAAGAUAUCUCAAACAGAUAACGUCGACAUGCUCGACGUGACGGAUCCUACAGGCACUAAUUGGCACCAUGAGUCUCCCUAUGAUGUGGGAUUGCGCAAUGAUGCUGAGAACCCUACGGAGCCUCGCGCGCGUAGGAUGAGUCUUAAUGCGGGUGGCGGUCGCCAUAAAACCGUCACACCAUCUCCGCUAUCUCAGUCAACCUCUGCGCUACAUCUUCACACCACGGAGCCUGCUUCAUCCAACCUUUCUCGACGGUUCAGCAAACGUCGCAAACCAUUCGUCGGGUUAUUUGGUAGCCAAAGUCAAGACAACGUUCACUUGCAUCCUAAGUCGCCAUCAGCACCUUCGGAGCCCGUGCGGGCGCACAGGCUUGACGAUUCUACCCAACGGAAAAUGUUUCGGCGUAGGUCUACCGUGGAUCCACCAGUGGCGUUUGCAUCUGUCACUUCUUUGCACCCAGGGUCUGCGCAGAAGGAUAAACAUAGCAGCUUUAUGGGCCGUCUCGCUAAGCGUUUCAGUGUUUUGCGAAAGCCGGAUCUGGCUAAGCAUUCUAGCAACAUCCUUGUCAGCCCUACAUCCGGCGGCGACUUUAGCGAAGAUUUGGGACCAUCGUCUGCGAGCGUCAAGUCACCUAACUCGGCUGCGCGCUCGCUAAUGAAUGGUGCCAAAAGCCCUGAUUCGUCAAAAAGGAUUCCGCCUCCGUCUGUCGAUGACGAAUCUCUCGCUCAUACUGUCAAUGACACCACAGCGGGCCUAGAACGAGCUUCGACAGCUACAUCAGUGGAGGAUUCGUCAGCACUGGGCAAGUUGACAAUCACAAAUCCAGACGGCCCUGGCUCUGCUGACCGGUCUCCUGCUGAGGUGCAGAGUCCAUUGCCCAAUGUAAACGCCGUGACUGAGCCGGUCAAGCUUGAAAGUCAACUUCUUUCUGCUGAAGAUGCUCAGCCUACACCGGAGCUUUCUGCCUCGAUGUCGCCUGUAAUGUCUGGAGCACCCGUUUUGCCCCCUGUGGAUACAUCGGUGGAGGGUCAGACGUCCCUUUUCGACUCUAAUGUGUCGCUGUCGUCCCCAAGAAGGCCGUUUAAUCACUCGUUGCCUCCUACGCCGGCGACUGAGCGACCACUCUCGCUGUUCACGGAGCAGCCCACCAUCCUAUCCUCUCCACAAACACAUAACUUGGAUAUGGGAUCUUAUGCUGCAUCUGCAUCUGGGCUGACUGCGUAUGCUCCUUCUGCCGUAUCGGGGACUGCGGAUGACCCCACACUUGCGAGAGCGUCGAUUUUGGUCAACCCACCUACCCCUCAUGUCGCACCCAUGGUCAUGUUUCCGACGAAGGCGACGACUACGCCUGUCGUUUCUCAUGAGAGCCACAAACAUCGUGAGGGAUCUCCCUCCAAAGCGAAGGAAGGCGCCCAUGUAAAGUCACCAAGCACGACGAGACGUAGGGAGACUGAAACGUUCAAAUUAGUCCGCAGUUCCUCUGGGAAUGCGCCCUCCAACGGCGAUGUCAUUGUGGGAAUGGGUGAGCAGUGGGAGGUUGUCGAGUCUCCGUCAGAGCUAUUCCCAAAGAAGAGCAAAAAAACGGUGCGAUCGAACUCGAAAGAGGACGGAAACCCUACUGCUGUUCCGGAUAGCAGAAGACAGGAGCCUAGUGGUGGCUCUGAGGAACGUGACCACCGUCAACAUCGGAGACAGCGCUCUGCGAAUGAACGUGCAGCCGUCGAGCAGACCAGUUCCACGAGCAGAUCCACGCGAACUCCCAGCGUGGAUACUGUUCGGCGUGCUUAUGGUCACGAUGGCCAGUCACGUACUAGCCAGAGACGGGAACAUGAGCCAGAGGCGAGUCAUAGCUCCAAGACAACUCCAUAUCGUCGCCACGACAGGCAGACUUCAGCGUCCGGUCGGCCUACAUCAUAUCUGCAAUCCUCUGCAGAUAUGAACACUCUCAAAGCUAAGGAAGCCUGGGAAAUGGAGAGACUUUGGAAAGCGAGGAGCAUGACUUAUGGGCCGGACGGCGUUGCAGUUUUUCCCACUCCUCCGACGAUUCGAGAUGGCUCGCGUCCCUCGACAUUCAUGAGCGGUGAUGUACGUGCUGCAGGCACUAUUCCGAGUGUCACGGAUUUGCACAGGGCAACGACGCUACCUGCCCCCGCACAUGGUUCAAGUCAUACGUACUUCAUGGUCCAGGCUCCCGUACAAGGCCAUGCGCCUGUUCCCCCUCCUCCGAUUAUUUAUUCGUCUGUACCAUAUGCCCAGCAGUCUAACAACUCAGCGGCGCCUCGCCAGAGGCAAGUUUCUCGAUCUCUCUCGGAUCGCGUCCCUUUUCCUGUUCCCGAUACUCAUGUCGACCCUCCUUCAGCGUCCCGUACAUAUCUCGCUAACCCAUUACCCGACCCUCCUCGCCUAACGACUUUCCAAGGAUCUUCAUUGCCGCAUUCUCUCGCCACUGCUGGCAGCGGGUCUUCGCAGUACCGACCGCAGUAUGCAGCUGUACCUUCAAGAUACUGA